UGUUGCAUUACAAAUACAGAGAGAUAGAGAACCAGACGAGUUUUCUUUUUCUACUCGUUUUGAAAGUAGGAAAAUAGGUCUUCAUCAAGAGAAAAAAAAUGAAGCCCGUGCUGUUUGUGGUUUUCCAUAUAAUCCUGUUACCAAAUCAGUCUCUUGGCUGGAAUUUGACGGAGUACAACAACGUUUACAAUGCCGUCUUGUCCGGAUACAACAAGGAUGCAAGACCAAUCAUGGACCAGACCAAAACCAUAAAUGCCACGUUAGACUUUUAUCUGAGAACAAUCGCCAACCUUGACGAAGUUUCCAGCGAGUUGGUGACCGUUGGUCUCUUCACAAUCAUAUGGAGAGACGAAGUAAUCACCUGGAACCCAUGGUCAUACGGCGGCACGGUAUCGGUAAACAUCGACGAAUCUCUGGUGUGGAAACCAUCUAUGACACUCCUUAAUCCAAUGUUUACUAAUGUUGGUCUGCUUGGCUUCAAGCAGUCUAAAAUACAAUAUUUCUACGAUGGACUCGCUUACUGGAACAUAGCUGAUCGGUAUCAAACAACAUGUGACUUUGAUACAACAUAUUUCCCUUUUGACAAACAAACCUGUGAAAUAAAAAUCAUGGCUUGGGACUACACUACCCAGGUAGUCAUGAUGUAUCCGUUAGUCUCAGUUGUCAAUUUGACAUAUUUCACUGAAAACGGAGCCUGGGAGUUGCUGUCAACAGAGACCAGAUCUGAAACUCUGUCCUACUACUCCGUCGUAGUAUUCAGUCUAAACUUGAAGAGGCGGGCUUUGUUUUUCGUUACCAAUCUUCUGAUCCCCGUGUUCACAAUGUUGAUUUUGAACACAUUAGUUUUCAUUUUGCCACCAAACAGCGGCGAACGUGUGGGCUACUCCAUCACGUGUCUCCUUGCUUUGGCGGUUUUUCUUACUCUUGUAUCAGAAGGUCUUCCGCAAGUUUCUAAACCUAUGCCAGUGAUUGGAUAUGUGUUGACAGUUUAUUUAGUUAUCUCUGCGUUAAUUUGUGUCGAGACAAUAUAUAUUUUGCGCCUUCAUUUCCGAGAAGAAAAUGAAAAAAUUGCAUCAUUUUAUGUUAAAAUCUACAGAUUAUUUACUUGUUCUUUCCGUACUUCCGGCAACAAACGGACUGGAACUGUGAGAAACUUUUCAUCAAACGUCGACUUAGAAGACAUCAAAGACCCAGAAAAAUCGGAGGCUGCACCCUUGACAUGGAAGAUUCUGGCAUGCUGUUUAGACCGAAUUUGCUUUCUAAGCAACCUGUCUAUUGUUGUCUUAGUGGCUAUUGUGUUUUUCGUGAUCGUCAAUGUGAUGUCUUAAUUAGGCUAAAAAAUUUGGACACGUACUUUUCUUUUAAAUUUCUACACGUUUAUAAUAAUCAUUAAAUCUUGAGUUGGACCUUAUUUUUUAAUUUGCUCACUUCAAUAUCCAAACAUCAGAGAGAAAGAGAAAUUUACUUUGGAAUACUUAUUCAUUUAACCGGUCUAAUUUCUAAGUAUAUAAGAAAUAAAGGCAAGAUAAGCAAAAGCUAAUACAAGAUUUGCGAGAUCCUCGUCGUCUCAUGUUUUUUCCCCGCUUCAAUCCAGUUCUGGUCGUAUUUUUUUUCUGAACAGUUUUGCGUGAUACAUGUGUAAGUUACAACUUAUUUCUUUAUCAGAUAUUUUGAACUUUUUAAAUCCCUUUUCUCAUUAUGGAUGUUGAAAACAAUAAACAACUG
Magallana angulata is the source of this 1725-nucleotide messenger RNA. Its product is annotated as neuronal acetylcholine receptor subunit alpha-6-like. Bases 99 to 1328 code for a protein of 409 amino acids. NCBI's taxonomy places the organism in Eukaryota, Metazoa, Mollusca, Bivalvia, Ostreida, Ostreidae. Gene Ontology annotation, molecular function: neurotransmitter receptor activity; transmembrane signaling receptor activity; extracellular ligand-gated monoatomic ion channel activity. Gene Ontology annotation, cellular component: synapse; membrane; neuron projection. Gene Ontology annotation, biological process: monoatomic ion transmembrane transport; regulation of membrane potential; signal transduction. The record is from RefSeq and is a predicted model, not a curated record. The transcript has a single exon.